Molecule: messenger RNA, 1383 nt
Organism: Lobosporangium transversale
Lineage: Eukaryota; Fungi; Mortierellomycota; Mortierellomycetes; Mortierellales; Mortierellaceae
Product: autophagy protein Apg6-domain-containing protein
Exons: 4
Coding region: 1-1383 (460 amino acids)
Biological process (GO): autophagosome assembly; cellular response to nitrogen starvation; autophagy
Cellular component (GO): phosphatidylinositol 3-kinase complex, class III, type I; phagophore assembly site; phosphatidylinositol 3-kinase complex, class III, type II
Source: RefSeq, a predicted model, not a curated record
AUGCUUUCAAAAGGGAGCUCAUCUGAUUUGUCUCAUCUUCAGCAUCUCAACCACCAACCAUAUAACUCCAGAGGAUCUAUUAACUCUUCAGUGGGCGGCCAAGGGAUUAAAUUGCAUACUGGCAGUAAUGUGAGCGGUGCCUAUGACUCGUUGUUGAAUGAGGGUUAUAGCUCAAGCAUAGGAGGGCCUAAUAGUCGAAUUAAAUCAUCUAACAACGGAGCGAACGACGGGCUCGAAAUUUUGUCUACGACAGACAGGGCAAGUAAGGCCAACCGACUGCGCACGACAGGGAAGCUUUUUGAUUUGAUGUCUGCAAAGUCGGAUAUCGACCAUCCCUUGUGUAAUGAGUGUACAGAGAUGUUGCUAGACUCACUAGCGAAACAGCUCCAAGAUAUCUCACGAGAACGCGAUUGCUAUAUCGAUUUCUUGCGUACUGUCAAUUCGAACGUGGCAAGUGACGGAGAAAUGGAGGCACUUGAAAAUGAAAUCAAGCAGAUUCAAUUGGAUGAGAGUGCCUCUAUUCAGGCUCUACGUGAUAUUGAGGAUCAGCAAAGGGCUGUGCGCGAUGAAAUUGCUAUGUUGGAGCAGGAGUCAUUGGCUUUAGAUAAGGAGGAAGAAAGAUAUUGGCAAGAGUGCAAUGAUCUCCAACUUGCGCUCCAGUCAUUCCAUAAUGAAAGAGACAGUGUUAAUCUCAAGUACGACUAUGAUGCAAGGCAGCUUGAAAAGUUGCAUAAGACGAAUGUCUAUAAUGACACAUUUUGUAUAGGUUACGAUGGACAGUUCGCCACAAUUAACGGAUUUAGACUGGGAAGAUUACCAACACAGCCCGUAGACUGGCCCGAAAUUAAUGCUGCUUGGGGGCAAACUCUACUGAUGCUCCAUACGAUUGCCAACAAGCUCAACUUUACUUUCAAAACCUAUCGACUUGUGCCAUUGGGAUCAUUUUCUCGUAUAGAUAAGAUUGAGGGUGAUCGUGCAAGCUACGAGCUUUAUGGAUCAGGAGAGUUUGCAAUAGGACGGGUGUUCCUGAAUAGAAGAUUCGAUAAUGCAAUGGUGGCAUUUCUGAACUGUCUACAGCAACUUGGAGACUAUGCGGAGCAGCAGGGUCCGAAGCUAGAGCUCCCCUAUAAGAUUAACAAGGACCGUAUUGGCGAUGCUUCCAUCAAGCUUCAGUUCAGUCAGGGCGAGACAUGGACCCGUGCCUUGAAAUAUACACUCACCAAUACCAAAUGGAUCCUUGCAUAUGCUUCCAGUAAUGCUGCUUCUAACAUGACACAGUAUACGCCCUCAGCUCCAUCAUUACCAAUAUCAAGGAGAUCAUCGCCUGUCGCGAAGGCCAAUAGCACCAAUACCAGAACUAGCACUAGCACUCAUGCCCAGUAA